GCCGAAGGUCGUCUACAGCUGACCUUCAUCCACUACGGAAGUCACGCCUGCAUAUUACGUGUAUUUUCUACUCAAAUAGUUCCCACAAUGAAUAAUAAAAUCACUGCAAAGGAGUUACGACAACAGUUCUUCGAUUUUUUCAAAUCGAAAGGACAUGUUUAUGUUCAUUCUUCUUCUACUAUCCCUCAUAAUGACCCCACACUCUUGUUUGCAAAUGCUGGAAUGAAUCAGUACAAACCGAUCUUCCAAGGAACUGUGGAUCCAAAUAGCGAACUAGGCCGACUCAAAAGAGCAUAUAAUUCUCAAAAAUGUAUCAGAGCUGGAGGAAAACAUAAUGACUUGGAUGACGUCGGACGUGAUGUUUACCACCAUACGUUUUUUGAAAUGCUUGGAAAUUGGUCGUUUGGAGAUUAUUUCAAAAAAGAAGCUUGUGAAUGGGCUUGGGAAUUGUUGACGGAAGUGUGGAAAAUACCGAAUGAACGUUUGUAUGUUACAUACUUUGGUGGUGAUAUCUCAAAUGGUCUACCUGCAGAUGAAGAAGCGCGUGACAUUUGGAUUUCAAUUGGGUACUAUUUUGCACCAAAAAUUCUUUUGUUUUUUAAACCAUCCUACGUGAAACUUGAUAUACCUCCAGAUCUUCGGUAUUAAUGUAUUAUUAUAAAAUAUACACGUUUAUCGCGUGAUAACUACCUUGAACUGUGUACCGUGAUGGUCUUUCGAACAUCUGGUAGUUAUUGUAAAGAAGUAUUACUCAGAUAUUUGGCAUCCUACUAAGAACAAUCAAAAGCACCUCCCACUGACACCUGAGCAGAUAGUGCCAUCAUCUGCCUCCACAGAUUACCUAAGGAUCACGUGCUUCCGUUUGGUAUGAAAGAGAACUUUUGGGAGAUGGGUGAAACAGGUCCUUGUGGCCCUUGCUCUGAAAUACACUAUGAUCGUGUAGGAGAUCGUGAUGCUGCUCAUUUGGUCAAUCAAGAUGAUCCAGAUGUACUGGAAAUAUGGAACCUUGUGUUUAUACAGUUUAACCGGGAAGAGGGUGGAUCUUUAAAACCUCUACCGGCAAAACAUAUUGAUACGGGCAUGGGAUUUGAGCGGGUCUUGUCAGUUCUUCAGAACAAACGAUCUAAUUAUGAUACAGACUUAUUCGUACCUUUAUUCAAGACAAUCGAAGCUGGCACUAAUACAAGACCCUAUACGGGCAAAGUGGGAGUUGAAGAUACUGAUAAAAUUGAUAUGGCUUAUCGUGUACUAGCUGAUCAUGCUCGAGUUCUGACCAUUGCUUUAGGCGACGGUGGACGUGCUCAGAACACUGGUCGAGGAUAUGUGAUCCGUCGCAUUUUAAGACGUGCUGUUAGAUUUGCUAUUGAGGUUUUAAACGCGAAGCCUGGGUUUUUAGCUACUUUAGUUGACGUUGUGAUUGAGACGUUAGGAAAUGCUUUUCCAGAAGUAACCCGAGAUCCGGAUACAAUAAAAGAACUUAUUAAUGAAGAAGAAGAACAGUUUUUAGUUACUUUAAAGCGUGGCCGACGUUUCCUUGAUCGUGUAAUCAAAGAUUUAAAAGUAUCAGGGAGUAACAGCACUACGUUGUCCGGUGAAGUUGCUUGGGGUUUAUAUGAAACCUACGGUUUUCCUUUGGAUUUAACACAAAUACUGGCUGAAGAACACCAUUUAAAGAUUGAUUUAAAUGGAUAUGAAAAAGCUAAAGAAGAAGCUCAAAUUCGUAGUCAGAGCAGAAAAUGUACAGGUGGUUCAAUUGUGGAUCUUGAUGUACAUGCAUUAGCUGAACUAAAAAGUAAAAAUAUAUCAGUAACAGAUGACUCAGACAAAUUUGUCUAUACAUCAGAUCUUAAUGGAAAUUAUGUUUUCCCAGAUUCUGAAGCUACAGUUUUAGCUAUUCGUUAUGAAAAUAAAUUUGUCGAAAGUGUCGAUUCAAGCAAUCAAAUGUGUGGGAUUAUUUUGAACAAAACUAUAUUUUAUGCAGAAUCUGGAGGACAGUUAUAUGACCAUGGUUUUAUAACAAGUUUAACAGAUGAGGUUACUGAAUUUAGCAUUUUAGAUAUACAAUGCCGUGGUGGUUAUAUCUUACAUAUUGGAACUUUACAUGGCAAAUUAAAUGUUGGCAGCAGAGUACUUCUUUCAUUAGAUACUGUACGACGUACAGCUUUAAUGCGUAAUCAUACUGGAACUCAUGUAUUAAAUUUUGCUCUUCGUGAAUUAGUAGAUGAAUCAGAACAAAAGGGUAGUUUAGUUGCACCAGACCGUUUACGAUUUGAUUUUACUGCCAAGCGGGGUAUGACUCGUGAUGAAUUAGCUAAAGCUGAGGAAAUCUGUGAUACGAUGAUAAGCAAACGUUUAAAUGUCUAUUCAUCAAAUGUUUCACUGUCAUAUGCUAAAACUAUUCAGGGAGUGCGUGCAGUGUUCGGUGAAGCGUAUCCUGAUCCUGUUCGAGUCGUUUCUAUUGGAGUUCCUGUGACAAGUUUAGUAGCUGAUCCAGAAAAGGGAUAUGGUAAAACUACCUCAGUUGAAUUCUGUGGAGGAACUCAUGUUCUUAACACUAAACAUAUUGGAGUUUUAGUGAUUGUUAGUGAGGAGGCCAUAUCUAAAGGUGUUCGACGUAUUAUAGCUCUUACUGGUCACGAAGCUGAACGUGCACAAAAAGAAGCUUUACGUCUUGAUAAUGAAGUUAAUGAAUUAAUUCAAUUUGUGAAUAAAUCAAUUUCUCUUAGUCAAAAUAAUAAUGUAACUGAUGACUUCAAUAUUAAUCAACAAAUAUCCAAUUUAUCAGAACUUGUUUCACGCGCCGUUAUCAGUCAACAUCAUCGAGAAAAUUUACGUGAAAAAUUGUUUGAAGCAAAAAAAUUAUUAGAUGCACGUGAUAAAGCAUCGAGAACAGCGACUACUUCUAAGGUUUUAGAAGAGGCUCGAUUAUUAGGUGAAACUCUUUCUAACUCUCCCAGUAAUUAUAUCAUUCAUGUGUUCGAUGCUCAAUCGAAUACAAAAAUUAUGAAUUCUGCUAUAAAAGAAAUAGAACGAAUAUGUCCAAAUAAAGCUGUAAUGGUAAUUUCUUCAGAUCUCAUUUCAAAGAAAUUGACUGUUCUUUGUCAAGUCCCAAAAGUACUUGUUUCACAUGGUUUAAAAGCUAAUGAAUGGGUUACACAUAUUAGUAAAACAAUGGAUGGAAAAGGAGGUGGUAAAGAAAGUUCAGCUCAAGCUGUUGGCAGUCGUAUUGAUACUUUAGAAGAAGUAAUUCGUCUAGCUGAUAUAUUUGCUAGUACAAAGUUAACUAACAAUUAACAAUGUUUCUAUUGUAGUUAUUAUGUGUAUACACAUAUCUAUAUUUAUAAAAUAUAGGAAUUUAUAAAUGUAUUUAUAUGAUGGAAAAGAAAAGAAAAUUUGUUUUAUAAAAAGAUGUACCAGUGAAUUAGUGACAAAGUAAACUAGCGUAAAUAGUUUGUUAUCAUUUAUAUCGGAUUAAUUUGACUUGGUUUUUCUUUUUUCAAACAGACUGAAUAUAAUAACAUGGGAGCUUCACAAUUUAUAUAUAUCACUUAUAAAGUUGUGACAAGGUUCUAAAUACAUUUAAAUCUAUACGAACAAUUUCUACUGUACUGUUAAAAUAUGUAUAAAUGUAAUGCAUACUGCAUUUGAGAUGAGAUUGUCAUGCCAUUUCAUUUAUACUAAUCUUUAAAAUCCAAA
Molecule: messenger RNA, 3696 nt
Organism: Schistosoma curassoni
Lineage: Eukaryota; Metazoa; Platyhelminthes; Trematoda; Strigeidida; Schistosomatidae
Source: the annotation of a GenBank genome assembly